CGCCCCAUCUGCCCGGACUACAAAACCGGCACCUGCCCGCGCGGGCCCCUCUGUCCGAACCGUCACUACAUCCCCCCCUCCGAGCGCUCCGGCAUCUCCAACCUCAUCUGCAAACACUACCAACGCGGCCUCUGCAAGAAGGGCGACGCGUGCGAGUUCGCGCAUACCUUCAACCUACGCGACGAACGGGAAUGCAAAGAGUUCAGUCGAUAUGGAAUUUGUCCGCAGGGGGAGGAUUGCACCUACCUUCAUAUCCCGCCCACGAGUCGAUUGCGAGACGCCGCGUGUCCCCAUUAUACCCGCGGUUUCUGCCCGCUGGGACCGUACUGUCGACUCCGUCACAUCAAACACCGCGUCCCCUGUCCCUAUUACCUGGCGGGAUUCUGUCCGAACGGCCGC
Molecule: messenger RNA, 399 nt
Organism: Baudoinia panamericana UAMH 10762
Lineage: Eukaryota; Fungi; Ascomycota; Dothideomycetes; Mycosphaerellales; Teratosphaeriaceae
Exons: 1
Molecular function (GO): metal ion binding; RNA binding
Source: RefSeq, a predicted model, not a curated record